AUGACGUCAGGCGGCCAGCGCCUCGCCACAGGCCAUCCGGGCCAGACCGCUCUCACGGUGCACACGGCGCACAUAGCGCACACAGCACAUACCGGCUGCAACUGCCCACCACCUGAUUCGCCCUGCACCUGGCCUGCCUGGCUGAGCUUUCUGGCUGCCUCCGUCUGCGCGCGCCUGAGAUCGCCCGUUUUCGGGACAUUUUUCGAGACGAGGAGAGGGGAAAAAGAAAAUCUUUCGGCGCCACGCCUUGUCAGCGCUAGUUAUAAAUACCAGCGCCGAAACCACGCACCACACAUCAAAACACCCAACAACCCCCAUUUCCAUCUAAACUUGAACCUCUUGACCUUUUCCGCCAUGGCGCACCGCCGUAGCGACGACUCGUAUGCACAAGACGCAUACUACCAUCGUAAUCCGACCUCCUGGGAACCUACUGAACCUGCUGGCCCUCCCCCGCGCCGCAGCAAAUCAGAGCGCAAACCUGCCCGCCCCAGCCCAGAUGACAGAGGCGCGUCCCGCAGGCAUCGUGAAGAGGAUGCUCCCCGAGGUUCCUCUCACAGACAGGGCGAUGCACGUCGUCCGCAGUCGCCCCCACCACCUUACCACUACGAGGACCGGCGAGGCGGAGAUUCGCGCCACGACCCCAGAAUCACCAGAGACGCAAGAGAUUCCAGAGAUGCAAGAGACUCGAGAGACCCCAGAGAGGUUAGAGACCCCAGAGGCUCGAGAGAUCUCAGAGACGCAAGAGAUGUGAGGGAUUCGCGCUCCACCCGUCCCGAACCGCCGCGUGGCGAUCGCCACGAGGACCCCCACCGCCACCAACGCAACAAGACAGCAGAGGACCCUGGCCGGUACAGACGGUCCUCGCCAGACCACAGGAGCAGCAAAGAAUACCUCCCGCGCGAUGAUCGAGACCAGGCCAGACGCGGAGGUGCAGCCUACACCAAGAGCCGCGGACGAGAUCCGUCGCCCAGCCACGCCGGCCGCCCCAAGACACGCAGCUCUACCGACGACGUCGGCCGCGACCGCCACAUCGGCCACAGCUCGCGUGCGCAGGGCAAGGACAAGCCCUCCAGCAGAGACCUCGCCACCACAGACCCCCCCCGCGGCCGCGACAAGCACGCCAGCAGCGGCACGCGCGGCGUUGGUGUUGGCGGAAUCGCCGCCAAGGUCCGCAGUUCGACCAUGCCCGCCGCAGAGAAAGCCGCGGGCUGGUGGAAGAACCCGGCCAUCCAGGCCAGCGCGCGCACCGCGCUGACGGCCGGCGCCGCCGCGGCCAUGAACAACCGCGGGGCCAAGGGCGAAUGGAUCGGCGCCAAGGGGGUCAAGGUCGGCUUCGCCGCCCUCAGCGCCGCGCUCGCGAGCGGUGGCCUGGACAGCGUCAAAAGGGAUGACGGCGGGAGCGGCGGUGGGGGACGCGAUCGGGACCGCGGCCGGAGCAGCAGCCGGGACCGUGGCCGAGGUCGUAGUGCCGAGCGCGGCAAAGACAAGAGCAGUGGCCGCAGCAAAAGUGAGGGCCUAGGUGGUGGCGAUUACAAGCAGAAGAUUAUGCAGACGGGCCUGGACUAUUUCAUGAAGAAGGCAGCCGCGGGGCGAUAG
This is a messenger RNA of Cordyceps militaris CM01, 1596 nucleotides long. RefSeq lists its product as uncharacterized. The coding region runs from base 1 to 1596 and encodes 531 amino acids. The record is from RefSeq and is a predicted model, not a curated record. The transcript is spliced from 2 exons. Lineage: Eukaryota; Fungi; Ascomycota; Sordariomycetes; Hypocreales; Cordycipitaceae.